GGGAAAAAGGACUUGUGAUGGAAGUUUUCUUGGAACAGGUUGACAACAGAGUUGCAGUAACGGCUGCUUUUUCAAAUAAGGUAAAUACUUCAGUUAUCUGCCAUACGAAGUGGAAGCAACUUGCAGAUGACCCAGCUUUUAUUUUCAGUUAUUUCUAAUAAAUUUCACAUGGUAAGAAGACCAUAUCCCCUUCACCCCUUCACCACAGGUCAAAAUUAGCUUCAAAAGAUACGUUCUAAGUGAUGACUGAAUAUUAUUUUUUCCAGUCUCUAAAAUUUAACUAUAUGAGGUUUCAAUUUAAGAAGUGUUUUACUGAAAAUGUAUUCCUACUUGUGAACAAUAACUGGUAGGGUCCAGGGUCUAGAUUGCAAUAGACAUGGGCACCAGUGCGACUUAAAUUUUCUCACUAGUGACUAAACUUUCUUGUUUAGUCUCCAAACCUUGACUGGAAACAUAUAAUACCCUUACCUUUUUUAGUUCCAAAGGGGAGCCAAACCUCAGAGCUUUGAAUUUUUGUACUUAGAGGUUGUACAAACCCUUACUUCAAGGAACUCAUUGGUGAAUGACAAAAUCAUAGGUUACAUACUAUGACCCAAUGUGAUGAUUACUAUCAACACCUGCGUAUACAACAGGCUGUGAAGAUUCCUACUGACCUCUUCUGUGAGCCAAAAAGUUAAAAGGGAGGGGGAGGGGAGAGGUUUCCACCCAGGGCUUCAAGAUUCUCUUCUUUGCUCACUAUAAAUAGCUUAGACACCAUUAAUAGCUUUGUUUUUCCUCACCAAAAUCAACAUUUUCUACUGGCAAAAACUGAUAGGCAUUAUUUUGGAUUUUUAAUGACAUCUGAAUGUAAAUAUAGGGAAUCCAUUUACAAUUGCAGAAUUUUGUCAUUCAUUUUAUUUUUCCGAAAGGACCCAUUUGAUGAACCUUUUCAUAAAAUCAAAAAGGUCAAACUAUGCCUAGACAGCCAUUCCCUCUCCCAAAAUAAUGUAUUGCCAACUGUUUAACAGCUCUUAUGCAAGUGGUCAUGGCCAAUCUUUCAGCUUCACCAGGAACUCUUUUCAACCUGGAUAAAGCUUUGAGAUGAUGAAUAUUGUGAUUUGUCAAUAAUUAUAUAAAUCAGACCUUGUUAUAAGCCCAUUACCUAGGGUCCUUUAGGAAAAUAAAAUGAAUGACAAAAUUUUUGCAACUGUGGAUGAAUUCUUGAUAUUUAGGGUCAGUACCUCUUGAUCACCUUUUUUAUUUAAUAAAUUGGGUUACUUGUCCCCUUUUGAUUUGUCUGGUCAUUUUUAUAAGUUCUCAAAGGUUACCAAAUCUAACUUAAUUACUACAGAUUCUAGAGGACACAAAAUCUCUCAUCAAGCAUUCCUACCAAGAGACACUUGACAAUGCCAACAAUGAAGAAUGGAUAUUAUUUCUAAAAUAUCUUGGAGAUGAUAACGUGUCAGACACUCUGAAAACAAACUGGCUUCUGUAUGUUAUUACUUGAUUUGAUUAUUAUUGUCAUUAAUAUUAUUAUUGUUUUUAGGUUGUACCUUUCAAGCAGAUAAUGUUGCAUUUGCUAUAAACUUAAAGGCACUACAGUGUUUCACUCUCUAUGAAGGUAAAAUGUUACCCUCUUUUUUAACUGCUUUUUGUCAAAUUUUUUAACAUUAGUUUUUUUUUUAUCCUUUUUCAUCUUUAAUACCUCUUCUGAGUGAUAUUCUUUCAGUUACCUUUGGUUUGCAGUCAGCUAAUGAUAUAAUAAUGGCAUACCUAGUGUCCAGCAACACAUUACUAAUAUCCACUAUAUGUCAGUGUACUUACCCCUAACAUUGUACUUUCUUGAAAAAUAAACAGUCUUUGGAUUGUUUGUAAUAGAGACCUUAAGCAAACCACCAUGGCAACAGUAACAAAAGCAUGGCCAGACAAAAGAUUCAAUGGGCACACAAAUAGCUCACUAUGUAUGUUUUAUAAUUGUAUUUAUUUUUCAUUUAUUUUCUGAAACAAAACAACAUAAAUCACUCAAAUUUGCAUGGAGUGAGAACAGAACCUCUGAUGGCUUGGAACUCUGAUGGCAAAUUAUUUACCUGUCAUUGUUUAGAACUAAACCCUGCUCACUUUUGUUAUGGAAAAGAUGAUGUCUUGCUCUGUUAGAGAGGGUAAUCACAUCCACCAUCCAUUUAGUGGACAUUUUUGUCAGCUUGCCAUCCUGAUUGCGUAAGAUCCCUAAUGAUUUCUGUGAAUUAACUCUCUUGUGUUUACAAAUUACUUCUAAGCACAAUCAUCCUCUCUUCAUGGUAAACUCCCCCUUUUUAAAUUCUUGCUGGACAUAAUAACUGUUCAAUCUCCACUUAGCUGGCUUUUUAUCUAAUCAACAUUAGUUGAAGACUGAAGAAAAAACCCUUUUACAUUUAAUUUUUUAAAAAACCCUUUUUAAUUUUUGUUUUUAUUUGUGGGAAUUUGAGAAGCAAGUUUUACAUUAGUUUUGAAAGACUAAAUAUACAUUUAACACUCAGGUAACCCACAAUUUAUACUCUCUUAGUGGGGAAGAAAAUUUGCAAGACACCUCUGAUAUUAAAUUUUUGUGCUGUGAAGUCCUCACCACAAAGUAAUGUGUUUUUUUUAUAAUUUAGAUUAAUUUGAUUUAUAUUUCUGAUUAAUUUUUUCUUUUCAAUUAUCAAGUUUUCUCACUGUUACAAUGAUCUUCAUGUAAAGCCAGAUUAAUUUCUAAUAACUGGGUGGGAUGUUGAUGUUUUUAACUAAUUUAUGAUACAGACUUCUUUUGUUGUGUCUGUGAAGGGUUACUUCUUUUAUCCAUUUGGUACUGUUUUUUUGACUGGUUUCACAAAUCCGGGAUUUUUGUAAAUUUUUAACAAGUUUGAAGUUUAUUUUAUUGGAAAAUGCUGUUUGAUUAUUUGUAAACUGAGAAACAUAAUUUGCUUAUCAAGUCUACAGCAUUCCAAUUGAUAGUAUGGUUACAGCAUCAAAAGUAGAGAUGACUACAGAGGAUCUGUUCUGUGGAAUAGGAUUCCUUCUGAGAUUAAAAAACUGCCUAGUUUGAAUGUUUUUAAAACUUCAUUUCAUGGGAAAGAUUUCUCUGAUACACCAUUGUAACUCUUAUUAUUCAUGAUAUAAGUUUUUGUAUUUUUAACAUUAUAGUAAAUAGCUCCUUGUUACUCAUGAUACAAGUUUUUGUUUUUGUAUGUUUAACAUUAUAGUCAAUAGUUCUUAAAGUAUUUUAGUAUAAUUUAAACACGAUUCCUAGGAAGACCAUGUAAAAUGAUAUGAUUUCGUGUAUAAAUAAAGAUUGAUGAUGAUGAUGAUAAACUUAACUAGUAAAGGUGGUUUUUGAAAUUAACUUUUGUGAGGUGCAAAACAGAACAACAAGAUUUAAAUUGCACUUCCUUGCAAGAAUUGUGUGUUUUCACCACAUUGUCUCUCCUCAUGUUAUUAGCUAGAAGUUGUUCUGAUUGUGUUCAAUUAGUUUUUUCCAUCCCUAAGAUGACAAUAUAAAUUCUCUGCACUGUUUGCUAUACAUUUCUUUGAAUUUUAGCUUUCAGAAUUUAGUGUUAGAUCAAGCAAAUACCCACAGAUGUUAACUAUUAUUUUUCUCAUCACCUUUCUGCUUAAUAAUGCAUUGUAUUGUAAGUAGAAACAACUUAUUGAACACCUCUGGGAGUGAAAGGGUUUUUUGUGUGGGGGGGGGGGGGGGUUAGCCUAAAUAUAUAAUUUCCAGUUUUUAAGUGGACACAGUCACUGUAACAUGCAUUUAGAUGAGAUUAAAAGAUAAGUUUGAUUAAAAUGUUUGGAUGCACGGGAAUUGUAAUUACUUCGUUUUCAGAGUAGGAUUUUACAGAUUUUUUAAUUCUUCCCUAAGUGUUGAAAAGAAAUGAUGUAAAGAAAUUUUGAUUUGGGCGACCAUCUUUUAGGCCUGGGCACCCAAGCUAAAACGCUUGGGAGCCCGAAGGGCUCCCUGAAAUUUUCCUUAGAGCACAGCCUUGGGUUAGCCUAAAUAUAUAAUUUCCAGUUUUUAAGUGGACACAGUCACUGUAACAUGCAUUUAGAUGAGAUUAAAAGAUAAGUUUGAUUGAAAAGGUUGGAUGCACAGGAAUUGUAAUUACUUGGUUUUCAGAGUAGGAUUUUACAGAUUUUUUAAUUCUUCCUUAAGUGUUGAAAAGAAAUGAUGUAAAGACCUGAAAAUAUUACAGGAAAUUAAAAGGAAAAAAA
Pocillopora meandrina is the source of this 4206-nucleotide messenger RNA. Lineage: Eukaryota; Metazoa; Cnidaria; Anthozoa; Scleractinia; Pocilloporidae. The record is from the annotation of a GenBank genome assembly.